This is a messenger RNA of Cuscuta epithymum, 1135 nucleotides long. Lineage: Eukaryota; Viridiplantae; Streptophyta; Magnoliopsida; Solanales; Convolvulaceae. The record is from the annotation of a GenBank genome assembly.
UGAAAUCCAAACCCCCUAAGAUGAAUUAUUGUUUGUGUAUAAUAAAUACUUGGGACCCUAAUUCCCUAAAUACUUGAUACCUAAGUUCUUUCCGGACUUUGAUUCCAAAAAAUACCGGACUGUCGCUAGGAAAUGGAAGCUAAAGUUAGAAACUUAUUGGAUUCAGUCAGCCAUAUCUUCUCCUCCGGCGAUCAGAUACCUUGGUGCGAUCCCGAUAUCAUCGCUGGAUGCGAGCGUGAAGUGGCAGAGGCUGAAAAUGGUGCUUCUGAAACAACUAAAAGUGAAUGCAUAAUGCGCUUAUCUUGGGCUCUUGUUCAUUCAAAGCGUCCAGAAGAUCGCCAGCGUGGUAUAGCAAUGCUAGAUGCUUCUUUAGGGCUCACUAGUGGUCCACAACAAAAGAGGGAAAAGCUUUAUCUUUUAGGUGUUGGAUACUACAGAAGUGGGGAUUAUGCUAGAAGCAGAGAGAUAGUGGAUAGCUGUUUGGCGAUUGAACCUGAUUGGAGGCAGGCAUUGACCCUGAAGAAGGCAAUUGAAGAUAAAAUCACUAAAGAUGGAGUGAUUGGCAUUGGCAUUGCUGCCACUGUUGCUGGGCUGGUUGUGGGGGGGAUUGCGGCUGCGUUGUCCCGUAAGAAGUGACUGAUGAUCGUGUGAACUGCUGCUGCCUGUGCAUAACAAAUGCAAACCUUUUCGCAGUCCCUCUUUUAGAGUCCUAUGACUCUCUCCGUGAGAGUACUAUGUUUGAGAGCAUUUCUUUUCUUCCUCCCUGAUAGGCUGGUAGUACUACUGAAUCUUCAAAAAUAGUUAGUUGCUUUUUUAUGGCUUGUUUGGCAGUUCGUAUACCGUGCAACCGGAGCAUGGUGAGCAUCAUGCUCCACACCCCAAAACGACGUAGUUUUGAUCAAAUUUAAAAAAAAAAUCGCGUGAACAGUACACGCGUGAACAGUACACGCGUGUACAAUAUUUUUUUUUUUAUUUUCUUCCCAAUAACAUGAAUGAUGUAACUUGUGCAUAAUUUGAUGUAACUCGUGUUGCUACAAAUGUAACUUCAAUUAACAACAUAUGUAACUUGUGCCCUGAAAUGUAACUCAUGUUUAAUGAAAAAAAGGAGUUUAAUUGUCCAAUUAUUUUACAUAAA